AUGCCGCUCAUCUACUCGUUCGUCGCGCGCGGCGCGACCGUGCUCGCGGAGUACACCGCGCACACGGGCAACUUCGCGACCGUCGCCGCCGAGAUCCUCGACAAGCUCUCCGCGCAGUCGAAGUUCACGCUCGUGGCGGACCACCACACGUUCAACUACCUCGCGGACGACGGGUACGUCUUCUUGGUCGUCGCGGACGAGGAGUUUGGCCGACAGGCGCGUUCUACAUCACACUGGUCCCCAUACGACCCCGUGCCGUUCGCGUGCCUCGAACGCGUCAAGGAAGAGUUCAAGGGCACGUUCGCCGAUCGCGCGAAGGACGCGAUCGCGCACUCGCUCGAUCGAUCGUUCGGGCCGAAACUGAAAGAGCACAUGGACUACUGCACCGCGAACCCGGAUCAGAUCAGCAAGGUGACCAGGGUGCAGCAGCAGGUGAGCGAGGUGAAGGAGAUAAUGAUGGACAACAUCGAGAAGGUGCUGGACCGCGGCGAGAAGAUCGAGCUUCUCGUGGACAAGACGGAGAACUUGCGGUUCCAGGCGGAUAACUUUCACAGGACGGGGCGGGCGCUCAGGAGGAAGAUGUGGUGGCAGAACCUGAAGAUGAAGCUCAUGCUCGGCGGCGGCGUGCUGUUCAUCAUCCUCGUGUUGUUCUUGAUCAUUUGCUUCCAGGGCGGGAAGGACUGCACGAAGGACGAGUAA
Micromonas pusilla CCMP1545 is the source of this 699-nucleotide messenger RNA. RefSeq lists its product as uncharacterized. Gene Ontology annotation, biological process: vesicle-mediated transport. The record is from RefSeq and is a predicted model, not a curated record. The transcript is spliced from 4 exons. Lineage: Eukaryota; Viridiplantae; Chlorophyta; Mamiellophyceae; Mamiellales; Mamiellaceae. Bases 1 to 699 code for a protein of 232 amino acids. Gene Ontology annotation, cellular component: membrane.